GGUGCGCCGCCGCUUGCGCCGGAGGCGCCGCGGAGACGUCCUGCAGCAGCCCGGAGGCCGUGGAGGCGGAACACAUCGGGGUGGAGCUGCUACAGUCGUCGCAGGGCCUGCAGGACCCGGCGUGCUGGAGGACGCCGCGGGGCGGCGCAGCGUCGCCGUGCCGCCCGACGCGGCCCUGGCCGCGCCAGCGCGGCCCACGGCCCCCACCGCGGCGGACCCCGCUGGCGCUGGCGCGCCGCGGCCCGACACGGAGGCGGCGCGCCGCAGUCCAGCUUGGUGGGCGCCGAGGCUGCCCCGCCCGCGCGAGCGCGCGCGCUCCGACCGCAAGCUGGUCUCCAGCCGGGACCUGCCCUCCCCGCUGUACGCGCGGGCCGACGAGCUGGUGGACGCUGGCAGGAAGCAUUUGUUGUGGUGGUGUCGAACGAAACGACGGUCACCGUGGAGAUAGCAGAGCCCGCAGUGAUAGUAGCGGCUUACGUGAUCAUGUUUGUCCCGCUCGGAGUGGGUUGGGCAGCGAUGCUGCAUUUCGGAACACAAGCCAAGCACUACAUGAUCCUCCUUCCCAUGACGUACGUCACCAUUGCUCUAGACUUGGUCAACCAGUCUCUCUCCGCGCUGAUGGGAGCGCCGAUGUCCAUCACGGCCAUCCAAGCCCUAUGCCUGGCCAUGAUUGCCGGGACCUGGGCCCUCGCCAAGGAGUUGGUUUACCCGUACAUGUGUUUAGAAGUGCUCCAAUGUCUGCGGCCGUGGACUGUUGUGGCUGUGCUGUUCAGCGGUUACCAGCUCAUCAAUCACCUCGUUUCGUUGUACUGCUCCCUGUCCGAGCGGACGGUCUUCUACGGCAUCACUCCAGUGGCGAUGGUUGUGACAGAGCUGGUGUUCCUUCCGGCAAGCAUCAAGACGCACUUCUCCUUCAAUUCCAAGCUGGCCAUGGUGGGCAUGCUGGUGGGAGCGGGGCUGUUCGCGGUGCAGUACCCCGACUUCACCGCACUAGGCGUGCUGUCGGCCACGGGCAUGGUCGCGACGCAGGUGCCCUACCGCCUCUUCCAGCGCUGGAACCUGGCCGAGUGCAUGGUGGCCCCCCUGGCUGUGCUGGCGUGCUACGACGGGCUUUUCCUCUUCGUCCCGGCCUUCGUCCUCGCCGAUGUGUCCCUCGACGCAUUCUGGGCGUCUUGGGAAGGACAGAUGGCUUUCCGAUCCGUCCGUGGCCCUCUUGCUGCUGCUCUCUUCGCUCGUCCUGACGUUCCACCACAUCCUAGGUCUCGCCCUGCUCCGGGUCACGUCGGCCACGGCCACGAUGAUAU
Molecule: messenger RNA, 1304 nt
Organism: Prorocentrum cordatum
Lineage: Eukaryota; Dinophyceae; Prorocentrales; Prorocentraceae
Source: the annotation of a GenBank genome assembly